This is a messenger RNA of Rhinopithecus roxellana (golden snub-nosed monkey), 783 nucleotides long. Its product is annotated as septin-14-like. The transcript has 5 exons. The coding region runs from base 452 to 742 and encodes 96 amino acids. The record is from RefSeq and is a predicted model, not a curated record. NCBI's taxonomy places the organism in Eukaryota, Metazoa, Chordata, Mammalia, Primates, Cercopithecidae. Gene Ontology annotation, cellular component: cell division site; microtubule cytoskeleton; septin ring. Gene Ontology annotation, biological process: cytoskeleton-dependent cytokinesis. Gene Ontology annotation, molecular function: GTPase activity; molecular adaptor activity; GTP binding.
CGUCUUCCAGGAGCGUUCAUGCGCGGACUGCUGGCCACAGGCGGCCGAGGGGAUGUAACCGGCAGCUGAGCUGGCCAAUUGUGUCCGCAAGCUUUGGCCCGGCUGCCGCCGCCCAUAAGCUACCGGGAGGAGCUUUACGACUUCCCCGCCUGCAGGGCCGGGUGUAGCAAGGGCCAGACGCGUCACGAGCAGGCGCUGCGCCCCAACCGGCCGGCUCCUGGCGGGCCCAUUGCGGAGAAGCUCCUCAAUGGCCAGCGGCAGCUGCAGUCCCGGCCCUGCACUCGCCUCACCUGAUCCUGGGUACGUGCGUCCCACAACACCUCCUCCAGCCAGGGCCCGAGGACCCCUGGGCGCGUCCCCCGCCACCUGGCGCGGCUCAUCCUGGGCAAGACAUACGAACUUCAGGAAAGCAAUGUUCAGUUGAAGUUGACUGUUGUGGAGACAGUGGGAUAUGGUGAUCAAACAGACACAGAAGCCAGGACAUUCCCUGAAGUCUCUUGAUCUAUUAACAAUGAAGAACCUUGACAGUAAGGUGAACAUUAUACUGCUGAUUGCCAAAGCAGACACAAUUUCUAAAAAUGAUUUACAGACGUUUAAGAGUAAGAAAAUGUGUGAAUUAACAGUGGCAUCCAGAUAUAUCAGUUCCCAACAGAUGAAGAAACUACUGCUCAUGCAAACUUCUCAAUUAAUGUUCUCUGUCAAUCUGUCCUUGCUAGAUGCUCAGAUACUCCAUCUAAUUUGAAGCUGGAGGCAUAUGCAGAAGAAUAAAACUUACCAAAUGGA